AUGCAUGGCUAUAAUAAUAAAAUGUCAGAGUGGAAAGCUCAAUUUUGUGACUGCACACAAGCAUUGCCAGCAUGCUGCAUCUCGUGUCACAGCACAGCGAUUAUGCAAGGAAUUACAGCUUAUGAAAUGGGGAAAGGAAAUGGAUGCAGCGAGUGCUGCCUUGUAUAUUGUCUGGGGUGCAUCGGAGCAGCUAUGAAUAGAAAUGCGGUAAGAGCGAAAUACGGCUUAAGCGGAAACUGCUGCUUGGAUUGCUUACUUUACUGUAUCGGCUGUGGUGUCUGCAUGGCGACUCAAGAAUUCAGAGAAGUUUACCAGAGAAACAACGGUCUAUAA
Molecule: messenger RNA, 333 nt
Organism: Blepharisma stoltei
Lineage: Eukaryota; Ciliophora; Heterotrichea; Heterotrichida; Blepharismidae
Source: the annotation of a GenBank genome assembly